AUGUUCAGUUUUUCACUGCCCACAGGUGUACAUUAUUCACCAGAUAGCGUUAAAGACGAGUAGGUACCACGACUGGAUAGUAGAGGGGUGAAUCAUUUAAGAAACGUUCGGCCUAAGACCUUCCUUUCACUCCCCCCACAAUAUUAGAAUCCAUUUUCCAGUAAUCCAGUACCGUAUACUAUCAUAAUGUAUGAUGCAGUCUAUUUCUUGUACAACAGGUUGUCUUUCGCGUUCACGCGUGUCAUUUUUAUGAAUUUCAAAAAUUAUGUAAUUUUUAAAACGAUAAAAAACAGCUUUGUUCAAUAUUGCUUAAAAUGUAACAGAUUUUUCUUAUAAUACCAUUCAAUUAUUGUAAUUAAAUAAAAUCGGCGAAUGCAUUAAAAAUAUUUUUUUCGAGUAAAUACAAUUAUGUGUUCUAUGUUAAUGACCUGUUUGUUGUACAUAAUUGUUUUACUCGAAAGUAAGUGGAAACUUAAACGCCCCUAAAAAAAAAAAAAAAUAAUAAAAAAAUGUUUUAAUGUUUUUAUACAGGUCACUAUGUUAUAAGUACCGAUUACAGAGGGAAAUCAUUAGGAACUUUGAACUCUUACCAUCAUCAAGUUGGAGGAGAAGUGUUUGCUGUUAAUGAAUAUACACUUUUGAUUACUGAUUUUACAUUUGACGGAAGUGCAACUGAUGCAUUUUUUUGGGCUGGAGCUUCCAGUAGGCCAGGACCACAAGGAUUUAUUUUAUCCAAUGAAUAUGGACGGUGAGUAAAACUUGUUCAAUUAAUUAUAUUUCAUGUAUUUUAAUUUUGUAGGUAGUAGGUACUUUACUGAGGUAAAAAAGGUUAGGUUUAAGAAAUUAAUAAUUAAAUGAACAGUUUAAAAUUUACGGGGACGUGAAUUAUUAUAUGAUCCAACUAGUAAAUUAGUUUCAUUAUAAAAGUUAACAUUUAGUUAAAUGCAAACCAUGAAAUCAGGUCAAAAUUUGAAUCUUUGGUAAAUGAUUAUUAUUAUCUUUCCAGGACGGAUGUGCUAAAACGAUAUUUAGGAAAAGAAUUGAAAUUAACUCUUCCUGAUAAUAAAAAAUUGACAGAAAUUAGUUGGUUUGCUAUUUAUGAUCUUUCAAAAAAUGUGAGAAGUUUAAUAUAAAUAUAUAUUUUAAAUAAAAAAAAAAAUAUUCAUCAAAUAAAUAUAAUAUGUAUAGAUUGCAUUUGGUGAUGUUUAUGUCCCGGAUGAUUUUGAACCACCAGUUAAACAAAUAAUUGGUGAUCUUACUACAAAAUCACACGGAGUUUCAUCAGGACCAAUAGAAAUAUUAGAUUCUAAAACUAUCAAGAUACCUAUGUUUUCUUAUAAUGGUGCUGGGAAAGGUAAAUAUUAAAUGCUAAUAUUUCUAAGAAUUCCAAAUAUUUGAUUUUUUUUUAUUAUUGGUAGACACUUAUUUUGUUGUGGGAAAUGGUCCUCAACCAUCAGCAAAAGGAAAAAAAAUUCCAGAUGAGUCCGGAUAGUGAGUUUACAUUCUAUGAAGUUCUCAGAUUUUAAAUUAUGUUAUAAUUUAUUUUGUUUUUUUUUACAGUUUAGAUAAUUUAAGAACUUAUUUAAAUGAAACUAUCAUACUAGAACUGGUUGGAGAUACUACAGUUUUCGAUAUAGACUGGUUAAGUGUAUAUGAUAUAGAAAGUAAAGAUAAUUUUGGUUGGGUUUUAAUCCCAGACGAACCAAAUGUACCUCCAUCACUACAAAAAGUUGCUGUAAGUAUUAUUCAGCCCUCAUCAAAGACAGUUUAAACUUUUAAUACUUGUAUAAUAUUUACUGAAGCAAACCAAAAUGUGUAUUAUCCAAUAACUUAAAAAAAGUAAAGGUUUCAGUUAAAUUAAAUUUACUUUGUAUACUCUUACUAAAGAUGUACUAUAAAUACUUUUGAGUUUUGUUGUAGGUAACAUUAAUUACUGCCUAAUAACUAAUGUGUAUUUUUAGGAUAAAGUGGAAAAUAUUCAGCACUGUGUUCAAUUACAUAAAAAGCUUCAGCUAAGUUGGCAAGUAUUUGGGCCACAAAUCACAAUAAGACUAGCAGGGCAAAUAGAAAAAGAUAGUUAUAUGGCAUUUGGAUUUAGUGGAUCAGCCGAAACUCCUCAAAUGCUAGGAGCUGAUAUUGCUGUAACUUACAUUGAUGGUUUUAGAGGCCAUGCAGUUGAUUACAAUAUUACAGAUAAAUCUCCAGUUUGUUGAGAUAAUGUUUUUGAUUUUUCUUUUAUAAUAAUAUAUAUCUACAUAUACAUUUUUAAUUUUAGUGUGUAAAAGUAUUGGGUCAGUACAAAGGAGUAUGUCGAGAUACUUUAGUUGGCGGACUAGAUGAUAAUCAAGUACAUACUGCAUCGGAAGAAAAUGGAAUUCAAAUAAUAACGUAUAGAAGAAAUUUACAAUCAUGUAUGUUUAUUUAAUAUAGUUAAAAGUUAGAUUAAAAUUGAGUGAAAAUUAAAACAUGUAUAUCUUGAUAAAAAAUGAAAAUAUCAAAAAUCAUUAGAUCAUAUACUAUGGAUAGAGCUACUGCAUGAUAAACGCGAACUACGAGUUGAAGACAUCAUUAUUAACGAGUGCUAAGGGGACGAGGUCUAUUGCACAUGAGUAUCAGUACUCGUCGCAUAUUUAUUAUAAUACCACCAGACAAUGAGGGUAGGUACAUCGCAUAUGAUAACAUGAAUUUGACUUAUUGCAUGUGAUAUAAAUUUUGCUCAUGUGCAUUUGUCCCAACUCCUCUUAGUUAUGUUUGCUUCAAAUACUUAGUCAAUAGCUCUAUCCAUAGUAUAUAAUCUAAGGUAAAUAUUCUUUUUUAUAAAAUGUAUAAUAGAUCUCUUUGCCUUGAACUCAACUAGAGAGUUAUAAUUUUGGAAUUUUGCUUUAUUUGCUACAUUGUGUGCUUGUCACACAAAAAAAAACUAAUUUUAUUCUAAUUUUUAACUAUUAUUUGAUUAUUUUAACUAAAAUUGAAUGUAAUUUUAGAUGAUGCUGGAGACAAAGAAUUUAAAACUAAUUCAUUAAAUUCAAUGAUUUGGGCAAUUGGUCGCAUGAAUCAUCAAAAAGAACCAAGUAUUCAUGAUUAUUUCCCAAGAAGUAUAUUAAAACUCGAUCUAGAUCCUAAGCCUCCAAUCGAUACUUGUUACCCUUUCACUAUAAAUACAGAACCUUUAAAAAGGUAGAUAAACUUUAAAAAGAAAAUAGUAUUAAAUUCAACUUACGAAUACUUAACUGGUAUUUUUAGAGAUGUUUGGGAUCAACCAAAAAUCAUUGAUGCUAGCUUACGUCUGAUGACCGCUACUCUAGGACCAUCAGGUGGGAAAAAAGGAUAUCAAGGUCUAACAGGUAUGUAAAUUGAAGUAUAUUUUGAAAAAGGUUAUUAGGUAAAAAUUUAUUUUACAGGUUUUUUUUUAAUAAUAAUAUUACCUUUAUUGCUAUUAUAGGUAUGCCUUCACCUGGACUUGCAUGGUAUAUAAAUGGAUAUUUAAUACCUGAAAUAUGGUUAAAACGAGGUAUUACGUAUGCAGUCCAUAUUUAUGGAGGCAAUAAUCCACAUAGUUCACAGUAUUACCAUCCUUUUGUAAUAACAGAUGAACCAAAUGGUGGUUAUGAUGGUAUGUCAGAUACUGCACAGAAACAUACAAGAAUAUUAGCAGGUGUUCAAUAUACACUCAGAAGACAAGCUCGACCUACUUCUUGUAUGUAAAAGUUAAAGAAAAUUGUUUUUUAAAUAGAUAUCUUUUAAUGUAUUUAAAUAAAAAAAUGUUCUUUUAGCGGGACCAUUAUGUUUGCGUGAGAGAAAAGGGUUUGAUCGUCGUUUAGAUGAUAAUUUUCCUACAUUUAAAGAAUUUAAUCGAUCAUUGGAUAUGAGAUGUGACUCAGGUAAAUAUAAAAUUAAUCUAAGUUUUAUGUUAAAAAUAACAAUAUUAUGUAUUUCAGGAGAUCCAGCAAUCUUAGAAUUUAAACCAAAUUCUUCUUGGCCAGAUAUUGUGUAUUACCAUAGUUUUGUUCAAAGCAAUAUGGGUUGGAAAUUACAUAUUGUUGAUAAAUUUAGUACAGGUAGAAGUUUAGCUGCUCAAAAUAAAUUAAAUUGGCUUUUAGGAAUAUAUUUUUUAUUUAAUUUGUAUUUGAAUGUGAUAUUAUGUUAA
Messenger RNA from Cinara cedri, 4147 nucleotides. Lineage: Eukaryota; Metazoa; Arthropoda; Insecta; Hemiptera; Aphididae. The record is from the annotation of a GenBank genome assembly.